AGAAAGCAACAAGCUUUGGGUGCAGUGUCCUUGUUAGCUUCCCCAAGUUAAGGAGCCUUUAACAGUAGCAAUGGGAUUUCAUGGUUUAGGAUAAUGCUCUGUCUUCACGCACAGUUGCACUUGAUCUGCAUCUCUCUCCCUCUCUUUUGAAUUUGAAAGUUGCGAGACACCAAACAAACCGCUGGAUUGACUGUCCCCAGCAGCCCACAGUGGUUCAGCUCAUUGAAUCCUUUUCCAUCCUACACCAGGCCUCACCAAACUGUACAACAUCAUCUCUUUCCCCGAAGCUGAGAUUCUUACACCGAAGAGGGCUUGUCUCAAGACAUGGGCGGCUCAGGGAAGUGGUUGAAAUCCUUCAUAGGACUCAAGAAACAAGAGAAGGAUGACAAUGAAAAGAGUGGUGGCAGUGAUAAUGGCAAGAGCAGGAAGUGGAAGAAGCUGUGGAGGAGCUCCUCAGGGGAGCACCUAUCUCUGUGGAGGAGCUCCAAGGGCGGCAGCCACCGGUCGGUGGCGUCGGAGGCGUCCGAUGUCUCAUCACUGGCCGACGCGUUCACCGCAGCGGUGGCGACGGUGGUUCGUGCGCCGCCCAAGGAUUUCAAGGUGGUCAGCCAAGAGUGGGCUGCUAUCCGGAUUCAGACUGCCUUCCGCGCCUUCCUGGCCAGAAGAGCUCUGAAGGCAUUGAAAGGAAUAGUGAGGCUUCAGGCUAUAGUCCGAGGCCGCCAGGUGAGGAAGCAGGCGGCGGUGACGCUGAGGUGCAUGCAGGCGCUCGUCCGAGUACAAGCCCGCAUACGAGCUCGUCGCGUACGCAUGUCCACCGAGGGCCAAGCCGUGCAGAGAAUGCUCGAAGCUCAUCGAAGCAAACAGGACCUGCUGAAGGACGCCGAGGAAGGAUGGUGUGACAGUCAGGGCACGUUGGAAAAGAUAAGAACACGGUUGCAGAUGAGGCAGGAGGGAGCUCUAAAGAGAGAGAGGGCCAUUGCUUACGCCAUGUCUCAGCAGGUCCACAUGUUGACAGUGAAAGAAGGGCUAAAUCAAACAAGCAGCUCCCUAAAGCUGUAUGAUUUGGACAAGAACAACGGGAACUGGAGCUGGUUAGAAAGAUGGAUGGCUGCCAAACCCUGGGAGAACAGGUUAAUGGAAGAAAAGGCCCAGAAUGAUCAUUCUCAGGCUCAAUCCAAAAGCUGCGAAGACAUGCAUGGCAUCUGUUCAGAACCUGGUUCUGUAAAGAUAAAAAAGAACAAUAUGAGCACUAGGAUUUCAGCCAAACCUCCGACCACACCCUUCAACCCAUCCUGCAGAACUCAGUCGACUUCAUCUCCACCCACUGAACUGCACUUCAAUGAGAGUUCCGCAUCAUCUUCUUCGAUCUGCACAUCGACGCCGCUGCCCAGCUCCAAUGUAUCAGCAGCAGAGAACUCCGAGGGCAGCCACAGAAGCAGGCCAAGCUACAUGAAUUUGACUGAAUCAAUCAAGGCAAAGCAGAAAACUUGCAGCACACAAACAACAAUUCAGCUUCAGAGGAAGGCUUUGUCUCACAUCAACACAAGGAGCAACCUCUGCUCGAAUCACUCAGCUUUUUCUUCCAAGAUGGUGACUGCAAGGGACAAGAGAAGCAUGGCCAAGGAGAACUACAGUUGUGAUGAGCAACAUAACUAUGUGAAUUAGCCCUUUUUUCCCCUUCUCUUUGGCACCUUGUCCUCUUACAGCAUUUAUGUCUGGUGUGCAUGAGUUCUUUGUAUCUGCUUUCAGGGUUCAACAUCUUGUUGUGUUGUAUGAGUCUGUUGAACAAAUUCGUUUGUGUUCCUACCUCAGAGAGAUCUAUCUGCAUUGCUUGCUUGCUACCAUCA
Musa acuminata subsp. malaccensis (wild Malaysian banana) is the source of this 1847-nucleotide messenger RNA. RefSeq names its product protein IQ-DOMAIN 6. Gene Ontology annotation, molecular function: protein binding. NCBI's taxonomy places the organism in Eukaryota, Viridiplantae, Streptophyta, Magnoliopsida, Zingiberales, Musaceae. The record is from RefSeq and is a predicted model, not a curated record.